AUGAGCUGCAGCAGUGUUGCAGGUUCAGAAUUCUCUGAGGAAGAGCUGGAGCUUGGCGUGCUGGGGCAAGGUGAGGACGAGGGAAGUCCCAAGGCAUCUUUCCAAGACAGUGAGAGCUCAACCAGCAGCCCAAGUGACCCAGAGGAAGACCAGACCAAGAAGCGCAAUCGACCAGUCCGCUCAAAAGCUCGACGAAUGGCUGCCAAUGUCCGUGAACGGAAGCGCAUCAUGGAUUACAACCAGGCCUUCAAUGCCCUGCGCGUUGCUCUUAACCAUGACCUCAGUGGCAAACGGCUCUCCAAGAUUGCCACACUGCAGAGGGCCAUAAACCGCAUCUCUGCUCUCUCAGUAUUCCUGAGCUCCAACCCUCCCAGCAAGCCCUGCACCCACCGGGAGUGCAACAGGGUGUCUGCGGUGCCAGCUGCGAUGGGAGCAUCUCGGCUUGAGCAGUCCAGGGUAACGGUUCCUCGUCUGGAGCAUCAGAGUUACAUCCCCUGGCACGCGUCCAUCUCUCACCAGAUGCCGCCACAACAAGGGCCUCACGUGCACAGGCUGCCCACAGAGCCACACAUCUACAUGGAUAGCACUGUGCCAUCAUGUCCCCCGUCACCACACUACCCUUGUUAUCCCACUGAGGGACAGCUUUAUGCCUCACAUGGACACUGCAGCAGCCCCCACAACCAUCCGCCCAGUCCCCUGCGAUACUCUCAGGUGGGUGAGGGGUACCAGCAAGGGAUAUGGGCGUCCUGUACUCAAGGAUACAUGGACACUUUUGCCGAGCCGCCUCCAGCUUUGGGGCUUCCAUGGCAGGUGAGCUACAAGCAGGAUCCGGAGCACGGACUCUCUCUGUGCUCUGACAUACUGUAA
Molecule: messenger RNA, 867 nt
Organism: Xiphias gladius (swordfish)
Lineage: Eukaryota; Metazoa; Chordata; Actinopteri; Istiophoriformes; Xiphiidae
Gene: bhlha9
Product: basic helix-loop-helix family, member a9
Exons: 1
Coding region: 1-867 (288 amino acids)
Biological process (GO): developmental process; regulation of transcription by RNA polymerase II
Molecular function (GO): DNA-binding transcription factor activity, RNA polymerase II-specific; protein dimerization activity; RNA polymerase II transcription regulatory region sequence-specific DNA binding
Source: RefSeq, a predicted model, not a curated record